Messenger RNA from Closterium sp. Naga37s-1, 1329 nucleotides. Lineage: Eukaryota; Viridiplantae; Streptophyta; Zygnematophyceae; Desmidiales; Closteriaceae. The record is from the annotation of a GenBank genome assembly.
AUGGGUGGCCUACACUGGCGGAAGAAGGGCGGCGGAAAGGACGGAGGGGGGUCGAGCGCGCGCAAGCAGGUGGUGCUGACGGCGGCGCAACUGACGGAGCUGGAGAGUUACAUUCAAGACAUGGAGGCCAAGUGCGCGCAGUUUCAAACGGUGGUGGCGCAGAAGGCAGCAGCAGAAGCAGCCAUGAGAGGGGAGCUACAGGGGCUGGCAGCGGGGGUGGAGGGGGAGAGGGCCGCUCGGGAAUCGGCUCUGGAUGCUCUGAUGACGGACUUUGAAAGAAGAGUGUCUGCCCGCCUCCCCCCACCCUCGUCUGCCCGCUCGCCCCUCGCCACCAUCACCUCUUCUGCUACAGCUGCCUCCACCGAACCGGACUCCAUCUCCCCGCCCUCCACCCUCGCUCCACCCUCUCUCCCCUCCUCUCUCACCUCCUCUCUCCGCUCCUCAGUCCGCCCCGCCCUCCCCUCCUCGCUCUCCUCCUCCCUGACCACCUUUGUCAGCAGCAGCAGUGAGAUAGAGGCUUUGGCUCAACGAGCCAGAGCCGCGGCUCUGGCUGCUGCUUCAGCCGCUGCUGGCAGGGGUGCUGGUGCUGGUGUUGGUGCUGCUGGUGGGGCGAAUUUCGCUGCUCUGCCUGGUGUCAGUGCUGGUGGUGGUGAUUUUCCAGGAAUGGCAGAGGCAGGGGGCAUGAUGACUUACCCUGGAGGGCCACACACUUCCCUCAUCCCUACCAGCAGCACGGGGGCAGGCAGUGCCGUGACGGAGAGGAGUGACGGUGGGGGCGGUGGGGGGUGGAGCCUGGGGCUGGGACUGCGCUGGAGCGGGGGAAGGGUGCAGCGCAGACAGCGAUUCGUGGUGGACACUGCAUGGCUGGAGGGGAUCAGGCGGGUGAGUGGAGGUGGAGGGGAGGAGGUGAAAGGAAUGCAUGCUUCGCUCUCCACCCGCCCAGUUCCACCCUCAAUGGAGCUCCAGCGGCAGCUGGCAGAGGAGCAGCAGAAGAAGCGUCCUCUCCCCACCUUUAUAUGUCUUAUCCCUCUCCACCGCUCUCCAUCUCUCUCCACCUCCCUUCUCCCCCUUUCAUCAGGACUACAUGGAGCUCCAGCGCCAGCUGGCAGAGGAGCAGCAGAAGAACCUGGUGGUGCAGCAGGUGAGAGUGAGAGCGGGCUGGCAGCGGAGAAGGCAUGGAUGGAAGCAGCGCUGAUGAGGUUCCUACAGAUGAAGAGGCAGCACGAGGAGGAGGUGGCUCAGCUCAUGGCCAAGGUGGCUCGGUUGGAGCAGGCAGUUGCCAGCUCAAGCCCCUCUGUGGCCGCUGCUGCUGCAGAGAGAACAAGCUGA